Messenger RNA from Culex quinquefasciatus (southern house mosquito), 282 nucleotides. Its product is annotated as eclosion hormone. The record is from RefSeq and is a predicted model, not a curated record. The transcript has 2 exons. Gene Ontology annotation, molecular function: ecdysis-triggering hormone activity. The coding region runs from base 1 to 276 and encodes 91 amino acids. Gene Ontology annotation, biological process: ecdysis, chitin-based cuticle; neuropeptide signaling pathway. Lineage: Eukaryota; Metazoa; Arthropoda; Insecta; Diptera; Culicidae.
AUGAUUAGCUUGAAAAUUUCCCUUUCUAUUCUUCUAGUAGUAAUGACAAUCAAUAAUAUCCCAGUAAAGGCAGCUCCCCAAUUUGAUAUGUUCGGCGGUUACGACAUUCUGGGCGUUUGCAUCAACAACUGCGCCCAGUGCAAGAAGAUGUACGGCGCGUACUUCGAGGGUCAACUGUGCGCCGACUCGUGUCUCCGAUUCCGUGGCAAAAUCGUCCCCGACUGUGAGGACAUCGGUUCGAUUGCACCCUUUCUGAACAAGAUGGAACUUCACUAAGUGUUU